Wasmannia auropunctata (little fire ant) is the source of this 6138-nucleotide messenger RNA. RefSeq names its product neuralized-like protein 4 (gene Neurl4). NCBI's taxonomy places the organism in Eukaryota, Metazoa, Arthropoda, Insecta, Hymenoptera, Formicidae. Bases 103 to 5253 code for a protein of 1716 amino acids. The transcript is spliced from 13 exons. The record is from RefSeq and is a predicted model, not a curated record. Gene Ontology annotation, molecular function: ubiquitin protein ligase activity.
UCGCUACGGCACGCACGGCACGGACGGGCACGGGCCCAGCAGGCACGACGCGCCGCGCGACACACAACAACAACACACACGCGUCGGUGACCCGCGUUCGACAUGUUCCACCGGCGAUGCGGCCACCGUGUCACCCUCAGCAAUAACAACCGCAACGCCAAGCGCAACCUCUCCGAGUACAAUUACGGCCUGGUGUUCAGCGCCGAGCCGCUCCAGGUGGACGAGCGGUUCGAAGUCGUCAUCGAAAAGAAGAUUAUAUCAUGGAGCGGCAGCAUAGAGAUCGGCGUGACGGAGUGCGAUCCCGAGACCCUGGAGAUACCAUCCUGUGCCAUAAACCUCCGUCACGGAUCGUGGAUUAUGACCGGCUCCGGCAUAGUUCACGAUGGAGAUCGCAUCGUGGAGGUGUACGGGACGGAUCUCAAUGAUCUGGAGGAGGGCGACAGUUUGGGAGUCAUGCGGACGUCCAAUCACGAGCUGAUGUUCUUCAUCAACGGUGUCUCGCAAGGCGUCGCCGUCAGCAACAUACCGGAGCGUAUUUUCGCCGUCGUGGACAUGUACGGCGAUUGCGUGCAGAUCAGCUGCGUCUCUCACCCCAGACUCGCCGCUCUGUGCAACGUGCCGAAGGACGAGGUCGAGAUCAACAAUGACUACGCCGCGGGGGAGACCUCCAGUUCCUCAACAACCAAUCUAGUCGCUAACUUAAAUGUUAAUCUAAGUGUUAAUGUAAACGUUAAUCUACCGAAGAAUCCGACUCCCGCGGCGAUAAGGGAGGACCGGCUGAAGUUUCACGAGAGGGUCGGCACGCUGGUGAAGCUCUCGAAUAACGCCAGAACCGCCGAGAGACGGAGGCCGCUCGACGAGUUUAACAAUGGCGUCGUCAUGACUCACAGACCGCUGCGAGAUAACGAAUUGUUUGAGAUACGAAUAGACAGAUUAGUGUACAAGUGGUCGGGGAGUAUAGAAGUUGGUGUCACUACUCAUAGCCCUACGGCACUGGAGUUUCCGGCAACGAUGACCAAUAUGCGUUCAGGUACAACGAUGAUGUCUGGCUGUGGUAUUCUAACGAAUGGCAAGGGCACGCAACGGGAAUACGGUGAAUUCAACUUGGACGAAUUGAGGGAAGGCGAUCGCGUGGGAAUGAUUAGGCAGACUAACGGAGAUCUGCACUAUUUGAUAAAUGGUCUGGAUCAAGGCAUCGCCGCUAAAGUACCAGCGGGUGUGUGGGGCGUAAUAGACCUCUACGGAAUGACCGUGAAAGUAACCAUUGUUGAUCGCGACGAGAGGGAAGAGCAGAAUCUAGUCACUAGGAGAAACACAUUGCAGCUACAAGGUCUAGACAGCGAAGAAGUCGGAGAAGAAGAGCUUCCCGAUAGACUGAUGUUUCAUCCCUGUUGCGGUACCCACGCCGACGUAAUCAACAACGGGCGUACAGCGCACAGACCUAACGCCAUAGACGAUUUUAACAACGGUGUGGUAUUGACCUCGAGGCCGUUGAAGCCGAACGAGUUGUUCGAAGUCAGACUGGACAAAAUUGUCACUAAAUGGGCCGGUUCCAUCGAGAUAGGAGUCACCACGCAUUCCCCAACGGAACUGGAGUUCCCGUUUACCAUGACGAAUGUCAGGUCCGGCACGUGGAUGAUGACGGGCAACGGGGUGAUGCACAACGGUACAACCAUGAUCGACCAGUACGGUCAGAAUCUGGACCGCCUGCAGAUCGGCGAUCGCGUGGGCGUGAUGAGGAAGGACAACGCGACGCUGCACUUCUACGUGAACGGCGCCGAUCAGGGCGUGGCCGCGAUGAACGUGCCCGAGAGGGUCUACGGGGUGAUCGAUCUUUACGGGCAGGCCGCUCAGGCCACCAUAGUCGACAACGUGGACUUUUACAGUCCGACCACGAACAAUUCGAGUUUUAGUAAUACGACGUUGUAUAGCGAUCUAAGGUUUCAUCACGUGCACGGUAAGAACGCGCGGAUUACGAACAACGGUUUAACGGCGUCCAGGCCGCGAGCGCUGGGUGAAUUCAACGAAGCUAUUGUGAUUGCGAAUCGCGCGCUGCGCGACAACGAGAUGUUCGAGGUGACGAUAGACAAAAUGGUCGCCAGAUGGUCCGGUGCUAUAGAAGCAGGAGUCACUGUGAUAAGGCCUGACGAGUUGGAGUUUCCGUCUACGAUGACGGACAUCGAUCACGACACGUGGAUGCUCUCCGGGUCGACGGUGAUGCGCGACGGCGUGACGUUGCGUAACAACUACAGCUGCGACUUGGAUAAGCUGACGGAGGGCAAUCGGAUCGGAAUGAUGCGGUGCUCCGAUUCCUCCUUACAUUAUUUUCUGGAUGGAGUGGACCAGGGUCCCGCCUGUACUGGUUUACCGUCGAACGUUUACCCAGUGAUCGACUUGUACGGUCAAUGCGCACAGGUGACGAUUGUGCUGCCUGAGCGCAGGGAUCCUCUGACGCAGCAAUACUUGGCGUCGGAGAACAGUAUUAGUCAACAGCCGACCUCGGUGAUUCAGCCUCAGGUGCAAACCGAGAUUCUGCACAAGUUCCACGAGUCGGUCGGAUUGAACAUUCAAUUGAACAGCGACCGAACGGUGGCGACCAGAUGCAGGGAGUACAACAACGCCGUAUUGUUGAGCGAGGCGGCGCUGGAGAACAACGAGCUGUUCGAGAUCGCGAUUCAGGAAGUGGCGCGCGAGUGGAGCGGUUGCCUGAGGAUAGGUGUCCUGAGUAACGAGACGGGCAACUGGCUGACGUCGAUGAACCUCGUGCCCGGGAUGACGUCCAUUCCCAGCGACGCCUGGUACCUGACGGGUAACGAGGUGAGACACAUGGGUUUCGCGCUCGCCUCGAACUACUGCACGAGCCUGGACUGGCUGCGGGUGGGCGACAAGAUCGGCGUGAAGCGCACGCACGAGGGCAACCUGAAGUUCUACGUGAACGGCGAGGACAUGGGCGUGGCGGCGUCCGACGUGCCGGAGAUGGUGUACGCGGUGAUCGAGCUCUUCGGCAGCACCGUGGCCGUGAACAUCACCAGCAGCAGACAGCAGAAUCCCGCGAUAUCGCCGAACGCCAGUUUGAGGCUGCAGGACUCGCUGGAACUGCUGCUGGAUCCGAUGCCGCGAAACGACGCGGGAAUGGAUACGUCCAUCGACGUGUCCGAGGGGAAGCUGAUCAACGAAACGACGCUCACGCCGACGCAGGCCGCCGUCAGCGGUUUGACCGCCGGCGACGGGGAUUGGAGCUACGAGUUUCACGAGAAUCACGGCAGGAACGUUCAGCUCGAAACGAAGACGGUCGCCAAGCGGGUGGCCAGCUACAAUCAGGGCGUGGUCAUGUCCAGUCGUCCGCUGAUAAAGGGCAAGCAGUUCCAAGUUAGAAUAGAGAAGCUGAACGAGCGCUGGGUGUCGAGUAUCCUCUGCGGCGUUUCUUGCAUAUCGCCAGAGAAGCAGACGAGCUUCCCGUUAACGGCACUCGGCUUCAAGAGGCACUCGUGGAUCAUCUGCAGCGAUUGGAUAUUCAUGAACGGCGUGAGAGUGAAGACGAAGUACGGCGCCGGCCUGGAGAGCCUUCAGUGCAACUCCAUCGUGGGCUUGCUGAUCGAUGAGGACAAUCGGCUGCACUUGUUCAUCAACAACGUGGACCAGGGAGUGGCCGCGACCGAACUUCCGUCGUACGUCUUUGCCGUGUUCGACUUGUACGGGCAGUGCGAACAAGUGUCCAUCGCGGGGGUGAUCGAGGAGACCUCCUACUCGAACGUCGCGAUCGACAACGCGCUCGCGGCUCCUGUCGAGUGCGCGAGCGUGGAAACGGAGGAUGUGGAGAAUUCGCGCGAGAAGGCCGAUCUCGAGUGUCACGAGAAGGAGAACGCGAUGGCGGCCACCUCGUCGGAUCUCUCGCCGUCCUCGACCUCGCCGAGUGUGCCGAGUCAGUGCAGUUCGAACGCCAGGGACGGCAACAGCUUCGAGGCCGAGUACUCGUCCUUCGGUAGCAACAAUAGCGCGAACGUGGCGAACAAUAGCGUAGUCGUGGGCAUCAAAGCGACGUCGAGUAUCGACAGCAACAACUCGGACUCGGGCUCGGAGCUCAGCAACGACACGCGAAGCGUGUCCAGGAACCGCGCGUACAACCUGGACAACGUCGCGCCGCCGAGCAAGCAGCCCGAGAACAAUUCGAGCGAGUCGAAUCUCGACGCGGAGAACCGCGCCCCGUGUACAAACGUGGAGCUGAACAACGCGACCAACAUUAAUAUACAGAAGGGCAUGGUCGCCAGCGCGAGCAACAUGACCAGCUUGAACGCGGCGAUCACCGCCGCGAACGCCAACAACGCGAUUAACGAAAGCAUAGCGUCCAAUAGUCAAGUCAAUAUCGUAAGCAGCGCGCAGCAGAACAAUUUGUCGGAUCUUCCCAACAACACCUGCCCCGGCUUCCACGAGUCGCGGUCCUACGCGAGCCGGGACAACGUUCGCGACAACUCCUUCAACGGGAACAUACCUCCUCCUCCUCCUCCGAGCCAGAACACGACGGUCAAUCAUCAGCGGGACGUGCCGUACAACGCGUCCUCAGUGCCGUUUGCCUCGUCGUUACCGUCCACUCCACUUGGGUCCACCGUCGUCGCGUCGUCCAGGAAAUGCGACUACCUCAGGGCGUGCGUGCAACUGAAGAAGUCGCUCGUUCUGCCGGACGAGUUCUUCUCCGCCGAUGAGAUACUGUGCUACUGCAGCGUCUGCUACAAGGUGGACGGCGACAACGCGAUCUGCAAGAAGGGCGAGCCGCCCGCGGAAUUCGCGAUACCGGUCGGCUGGGCCAGAUUCCCACUGAAGCAGAGCAUCAAUGCCAACCAGAUCCCGCAGAGCACGACGGACAAGUGGCACGUUGCGUUCUACGGUAUACGCCUGGACGCGAUAAGAUUGAUCCUAGAUAGAGGUGAGCUAAUGACCAAAGAGCAGCUGGACGUGAGUAACUUGACGGCGGGCACGAAGAGCGAGGAUCAAAAUCCCCAGGUGUCGUUUUCGCCUAGCAUCAAGUACGCAGCGUCCGAUGAGUUCACGAGAAAGUAUCCAUAUAUCGACAUGCAGUCGAAUAAGAAACUGAACGCGUCGACCGCGUUCCAAUUGCUGGUGAGACCCGGCUCGUAUACGAUCAGCCCUGGCGACAAGGACAGCACCGAUUUGCACUGCGAGUCCAGCAAGUGGGCCACCAAGGAAGCCGGGGCCACGGUGAUCGUCGCUCUGCUCGUACAUCUGGACGGAUUUUAAAUCCGAAGAGUGCCCGUCUCCACGGAAAGUGUUGUUUCACGUGAACUCGCGUUAUUGAACCGUCGUUCACGUCUUAUUCCGCAUCGGACCCGCGACCGAUUUGUACAUAACGACGCGCUGUUCGUUGAACACACACGAAUUGUGGUAAGAGACUCUCGAGAUCGAAUAUAUUUCAAUUCCGUCGAAGUCGCGCUGUACAUUUGCGUUCAAACGGUUCAAGUUCGGCACAAGUUCCCUCGUGUGCGUUUAAAGUUAGUCAUUAAAAAUGGGACUUUACCAAAAGAUUUAUGUACUAGAGAGAUUAAUCGAGGUUUUAGUUAUCUUUUAACGUUUAACGCUUAACGUGUACGAUAUGGAUGAUUAAGUAAUGGCUUUAAUUUCUAUAUAUAUAUAUAUAGAAUCAAUCUUAGGAAAGAAUUCGUUGUAGAUGCGCUGGUUAAGCAUGACAAUUUCGUGACGCACUAUAUAAAAGACUUUUAAUUAGCGUAAGUUUUAAAUUGUUUUAUCACACACACACGUGUCACAUAUGUACGUUGCUAGACUGGCCUAAGUUAAUGCUCACGAGAACAAAUAGUAUGUAUUUGAAAUGUACGGUAUUAUCGCGGCGAAUGAUUACUUGCCGUCUGUGCGAAGAGAACACAGUAUUUUUGACGCUCGCGCUUCACGCCUAAUCGAUAUACCAAAUCUCUAUUCUAUCGCAUUUAGUAAGUAAAUCUCAAGACACGAUACGAUUUUUUUAACGCACUCUUCUGCAGCAUAUUCGAUAGGAAGGAACCGUAUAACAUGUCUAUGUUGUAGAAAUAAACGACGCAAGUGCAAUUCCUAUUGCCAACACCAAAAAUCCGUUUUCGCGAGUUAAUAAAUGUUUCCACGUUGUGGCUUGAA